CACGUAUACGGUGUAAACCCCGUGGGCCUUGGCAGUCUUAGCUCUUCUUUUUUGUUAAAUCCUUGUAUCGUCCUAGCUAAAAGAGCAGAAGUUACUAGCGGUAUUGGAACUGACUGGGCACGAUAGAAGUCAGGUACUUUUGCGUGACGCGUGCAGAGUUUUCUUUUCCUGGGCUAACAUGGCCGAACACGAAAUCGAUGAGCGGACACGGAAUCUUCAGCGGCCGGCGACGGAGAUUAUUAUGAGCACGCACACAGAGCCUUCCGAGGACCUGGCCCAGGAGCGCCGCAAGGCAACCUUUGACGUCCAGGAGCUUUCAUAUGUUUUGAACGAAGGCAAAGAUCUGCUGGAAAAAAAGCAGCUAUUUGCCGAGUUGUUGGCUAGUACGCCCUGGGGCGACAAGAGCAGGCGGUAUUUUCUUGAUCGCGAGGAGGAGUACGUGGGCGCAUUGCGUGCGGCGUUUGGCAUUUGGGAGAAGAUGAAGUCCGAGAAGCUGAGUGUGGAGGACGCCAUGAUCAUGCGAACCCUGGUGGAUUUCCCGGGGGGGCUGGAGCUGCACAUCGGGAUGUUCAUCCCCUCGGUCAUGUCGCAGGGCAGUCCCGAGCAGCAGGCGAAGUGGAUGCCGCUGUGCACCAAGCUGAAUGUGAUCGGCACCUAUGCUCAGACGGAGCUUGGUCACGGUACCUUUGUGAGGGGGCUGGAGACAACCGCAACCUAUGACAAGGAGACCCAGGAGUUUGUCCUGCACAGCCCCACCCUGACCUCCACCAAGUGGUGGCCGGGCGGUCUGGGCAAGACGGCCACCCAUGCGGUCGUGAUGGCGCGACUGAUGCUGCCGGACGAGGACGCGGGGGCAGCGGGGGGCAGCAGGGAGGGGGAGGAGGAGGGCGGCAGUGUGGGGGAGGGCGAGGAGGAGGGCGGCAGCGGCGGCGGCCACCGAACCGUGGUUCGCGACUACGGUCCGCACGGGUUCAUCGCUGAGCUGCGGGACCUGGAUACGCACCUGCCGCUGCCGGGGGUGACCAUCGGGGACAUCGGGCCCAAGGCGGGUUUCAACAGUGUCGACAACGGCUACCUCUCAUUCGACCACGUGCGCAUCCCCCGCGAGAACAUGCUCAUGAGGUUUGCAAAGGUCACCCCCAACGGCCGCUACGUGCCCCCUCCCCCCUCCAACAGCAAGGCCUCCUACGCCACCAUGGUGUUUGUGCGCGCCGACAUCGUCAAGAACAGCGGCAGCACACUCGCCCGCGCGGUCACCAUUGCGGUGCGCUACGCGGCGGUGCGGCGGCAGACGGCGCCCGCACCCGGGGAGAGGGAGCUGCAGGUGCUGGACUACCAGAACUGCGCCGCCACGCUGCUGCCGCUGCUGGCCUCCUCCUACGCGCUCAGCUUCAUGGGGGCCGCCAUGAUGGAGCGCUACCGGGCCUUCGAGGCGGAGCGGGACAGGGGCGAGUUCGGAGGGCUGCCGGAGCUGCAUGCGCUGUCGUCGGGGCUCAAGGCCCUGUGCACCUGGAUUGCGGCUGACGGUAUCGAGGAGUGCCGCCGCACGUGCGGGGGGCACGGCUACAGCAAGCUGUCGGGACUGCCCACCCUCUUCCAAAACUACGUGCAGAAUGUGACCUGGGAGGGCGACAACAACGUCAUGUGUCUGCAGACCGCCCGGUACCUCAUCAAGGCGCUGGUGGGGGUGCAGCAGGGCAAGCCAGCCACUGGCAGCGCAGCGUACCUCAACCAGGUAUCCUCGGAGCUGUCCCCCUCCUCCCGCUGCCCCGCCGCCUGCUCCGACUGCUGGGCGGGGCAGCCGGCGGUCGCGGCGGCGGCGCUGCGGCACGCGGCGGCGCGGGCGGUGGUGGCGGCGGCGGAGACGCUGCGGAGCGCCUCCCUGGCAGCCAGCGGCGGCACGCGGCAGAUGGUCUUCGAGGGGCGGCCCUGGAACGAAAACACCGUGGAGCUCAUCAGGGCCGCCAAGGCCCACUGCAUCUAUGUGCUGCACCAGACCUUCCUUGACUCCAUUGCACGCCUGGAGGCGGCAGGGGCAGCGGGCGAGGUGGAGGCGGCGGUGGAGGCGGGCAGCGCCGUGAGCGGCCCCACUGCCGCCGUGCUGAGGCAGCUGGCGGCUCUGUUCGCCCUGGAGCAGCUGGAGCGGGGCGGAGGGGGGGCGGCGCUGCUGGAGGAUGGCUACAUGAGCGCCGCCCAGGCCGCCUCCCUGCGUGUGGCUCACCGGGGCCUGCUGACCGCCCUGCGCCCCAACGCCGUACCCCUGGUGGACGCAUUCGCAUUCACCGACUACCACCUCAACUCGGCGCUGGGCCGGUCGGACGGAGACGUGUACCGCGGGCUGCUGGAGAUGGCCCGUGGGUCGCCGCUGAACGCAACGCAGGAGGGGCCCGCCUGGCCGGAGGUGCUGCGCCCGGUGCUGGCCGCCCGCAGCAAGCUGUGAGGGAGGGAGAGGGACGGUGCAGGGUAAUGCAGAGGAGGGGCGCGAGGUGUAGUAGGUUCGGAGCAGGAUUUAUGCAUGUGUGUGUGGAAGACCGGCCGCGAAGGAGGACAUAUUAUGAUUAUCGGAAGUUGAAGACCCCACCGAGGACGCCACGCCCGGAGGUCUGGAGCCUGGACGCUGGGGAAGGGAUUGGUAGAUGCCGUGUAGGUCUGAUUCAUGCCGUCAAGCGGUAUCUUUGCCGCGUUCAACGGUGCAUCAGGAGUGUGCAGGGGGUGUUGGCUGAUGCAGGCUGUGCUGAUUGUGGCGAGCAAGCUAGCAACAACAUCCUAAAACUACUUUGUUGAUUAAAACUUAGAUCUGGACUUGGACUUGGAGCACGCACUGUUGCGGGUGUCCUUGUUGCAUGGGUGUUUGUGUUCGGGCGGAGAGGCAGUCAGCGGAUCGAUGACGACCGCACUGGUGGUGCAACAGGGCAGAGCAAGAGACGUGCGUGUUGUAUGAGAUUAUGUCAUGUCGCCGUCUUGUCAUGCGAAUCCAGCUGUAAGCC
Messenger RNA from Astrephomene gubernaculifera, 2987 nucleotides. The record is from the annotation of a GenBank genome assembly. Lineage: Eukaryota; Viridiplantae; Chlorophyta; Chlorophyceae; Chlamydomonadales; Astrephomenaceae.